Aspergillus novofumigatus IBT 16806 is the source of this 544-nucleotide messenger RNA. RefSeq lists its product as uncharacterized. The record is from RefSeq and is a predicted model, not a curated record. The transcript has 2 exons. Lineage: Eukaryota; Fungi; Ascomycota; Eurotiomycetes; Eurotiales; Aspergillaceae. The coding region runs from base 197 to 544 and encodes 115 amino acids.
GUGUGGUCGCACUCCCUAGUGUUAAAUAUCCCGAUCGUUGUAACAGCAUAACAGUGAUUGGGUUUUCGUAUGGGGUUUGACAAGGAAGAUCAUAUGAAAAAUUAUCACGUGGGUUAAUGUCUAUCUUCGGGUCCUGAGCCUUGACAACAGUCCUGAUUUGACAGCAGUCCGGCUUUAACAGGUUUUGUUUGAGCCGAUGGCCGGAGCAACAGUCAAGCAUGAACAGAUACCUGUGCAAGAUCAAGUAUGGAUGGAGGAUAUUGACGACGGUCUAUUCAGAAAGCAAAAGAUGGAGACACACCACUCUGAGCAACACAAGAAGAAUCUGCUAAUGUUCUGGUUCAGUGCCAGUCUCCAGGAAGGCACAGUUCGCUUUAACAAUAACCUCUACGCUGAUAUAAUCUUAUCAUCUGCCUUCACAGACCGGAAAAAUCAAUUUCCUAGCUUAGUAUCGUUUAUUGGAGCUACUGGAGCUGGGAAGUCUACCCUGAUUAAAGCCAUAAUUGACUACGGUGUCGGAGCCAAUAAGCAUGUGAUUAUGUAG